UUUUUCAGGUAUGAUUGAUAAUGGAAACCGAGGUAACCGCAGUUUUACGGGACAUAAAUCAGCUCCAUUUAGAUGUGCAAUCGCAGCUUCAACAAAUCAGAGCAGAAGUGAGUUCUAAAAUUGACCUUGAAGAAGUGAACUUCGAACUGCGGCAAUGUUUUCAACAGUAUGAAUCAAAACUGAGCGAGUUGCGCAUUUUUGCAGAAGAAUUGGACGACAAAAAGAAACGCGAUGAGCUGAAUCAAGAUUACCUUUCUUACAAGAGCCAACUAACGACUUUAAGAACAGCUCUCAGAAAGGCGAACGUGCAAUGUCACCAACGGAUAGACAACGAGACAAGAGAAGCUCUAUUGUCCGGUUCAAAUUUGUCUGGUCUAGAAAAGAGUAAUAAAAAUAGAAUAUCAAUGCAGAGGCAAAGUAGAGACAUUACUGAGAAUUUGACGGCUGUGAGUCGCUUGCUUGCAGAAGAGGUUAAGAAAUCGGAGAGAACUGUGGAAUCGUUAGCGGGGUCUUCAAAUACCUUGGAGGAGACGAAUGAAGAGUUCAAGUCGAUGACUGGAGUUAUCGGUACUUCUAGGAAACUACUCUCCAAGUAUGACAGAAGAGCCCUCACUGACAAACUGCUCAUAUUUCUCGCUUUUGCACUUUUUCUGUGCACAGUAUUUUACAUAGUUAAGAAGCGAUUGUUUCCGAAUCUUUUCUGAUAGUUGAAAC
Messenger RNA from Symsagittifera roscoffensis, 714 nucleotides. Its product is annotated as vesicle transport protein SEC20-like. Gene Ontology annotation, biological process: retrograde vesicle-mediated transport, Golgi to endoplasmic reticulum. Gene Ontology annotation, molecular function: SNAP receptor activity. The transcript has 2 exons. Bases 21 to 704 code for a protein of 227 amino acids. Gene Ontology annotation, cellular component: Golgi apparatus; endoplasmic reticulum; SNARE complex. The record is from RefSeq and is a predicted model, not a curated record. NCBI's taxonomy places the organism in Eukaryota, Metazoa, Xenacoelomorpha, Acoela, Convolutidae.